Aureobasidium subglaciale EXF-2481 is the source of this 3721-nucleotide messenger RNA. RefSeq lists its product as uncharacterized. Gene Ontology annotation, cellular component: peroxisomal membrane; endoplasmic reticulum membrane. The coding region runs from base 94 to 3459 and encodes 1121 amino acids. Gene Ontology annotation, molecular function: hydroxymethylglutaryl-CoA reductase (NADPH) activity; protein binding. The transcript has 3 exons. The record is from RefSeq and is a predicted model, not a curated record. NCBI's taxonomy places the organism in Eukaryota, Fungi, Ascomycota, Dothideomycetes, Dothideales, Saccotheciaceae. Gene Ontology annotation, biological process: isoprenoid biosynthetic process; coenzyme A metabolic process; ergosterol biosynthetic process.
UCGACUUUCGCAGCGUGUCAAUUGCUUUCUAGUCUUUCGAAGGGGAUGCGCUUGUGACCGAUUGCUCAACCAUCGACUCAUACUACCCGGACCAUGUCAUCGUCAACAAUGCUGGGUUCCCUGAUUCCGGCGCGCUGGAGAGGCUUUUACAGCCCCCAGGACCCGGCCAAACCAGGUCCCUACAGCAAGCACAUCACGCCUCUGCUGCAGAGCAUCACCCGCCGAACCUGCACUCACCCCAUCCACUCGAUUGUCUUUUGCGCCCUGAUCGCCAGCACCACCUACAUCGGUCUGCUGGAGACUGGCUUGUUCGAGCCGUCAACAAACUCCAACAGCAAUCAGGUCGACUUCUCUGCCUUGUCCCAGGGCAGCCGUACUCUGAAUGUCGGCCCCGAGACUUCCUGGGAGUGGCAGUCAGAUGCCGUCUCAAACAGCGCACAAGCAGAGCACCUCUCCCUGAUCACCCUUGCCUUCGCCGAUUCUUAUGCCGACGCACCCUCUGUUGUCAUCCCGAAAGAUAGCUCAGCCGAGCUGCUCCCUUCCUCAGCUAGCCGUCUGUCUUUGUCCCAGGACGAGACUCUUGCCUUCUCGCUUCCUUCAGACGAGACUCCCGCCUUUUUGGCCUCGAUCAAGGAGAUUCCCGCUCAAGAAACCGCCCAGGAUGACGACGAGCAAAAGAGAUGGAUCAUGAGAGCAGCCAGAGGUUCGGCACGUCGUUUUUCUCUGCGUGAAUGGGCUCGCAACUCGUGGAUUGCCUUCACAGACUUGAUCCGUAACGCCGAGACUCUCGACAUCAUCAUCAUGGCUUUGGGUUACCUCUCGAUGCACCUGACUUUUGCUUCGCUCUUCGUCUCGAUGCGUCGCAUGGGCUCCAACGCGUGGUUGGCGACCAGUGUUCUGUUCUCCUCAGCCUUUGCUCUUCUUUUCGGCCUUGUUGUCACCAUGAAGUUGGGCGUCCCUGUCAAUGUUGUUCUUCUCUCCGAGGGUCUUCCUUUCCUGGUUGUUACUGUCGGCUUUGAGAAGCCCAUCAUGCUCACACAGGCAGUCCUGUCGGCCGCUCUCAAUCCUCCCAGACGCGAGAAUGGUGACCAAGCUCCUCUAACCAUUCAAAAUGCCGUGCAAAUCGCUGUUCACGAGCGUGGAUGGGGCAUCGUUCGCGACUACAUGGUCGAGAUCACUCUUCUGAUUGCCGGCGCCAUGUCCGGUAUCCAGGGCGGUCUCCGCCAAUUCUGUUUCUUGGCUGCAUGGGUCUUGUUCUUCGACUGCAUUCUUCUCUUCACCUUCUACACUGCUGUUCUCACCAUCAAGCUCGAAGUCAACCGUAUCAAGCGCCAUGUUGCUUUGCGCAAGGCUCUCGAAGAAGACGGUGUUAGCCGCUCCGUCGCCGAAAAUGUCGCUGCCAGUAACGAUGGUCUGAAGCCUGACGCUGUCAACGGCGAAACUUCAAUCUUUGGCCGCAAGGUCCGCGACAGCAGCAUUCCCAGAUUCAAGGUCUUGAUGGUCUCUGGUUUCAUCAUAAUUAAUGUUCUCAACUUCUGCACAAUCCCCUUCCGCACUGGCGCCGCAAACAACUCGCCCUCGCUCUCUAGCUCUAUGGACCCCUUCAAGGUUGCAGGAAACGCGCUCGACCACAUUUUGGCCCAGGCCAAGGUUCGCAACCAGUCGACCGCCGUCACUGUUCUGUCUCCUAUCAAGUACGAGCUUCAAUAUCCUUCUGUGCACUACUCUUCCGAUAGGCCUGAUUGGUCUCUAUUUGACGGUCCUUACGCCGACGGCAUCUUCUCCAGUAUGGGUGGAAGAGUUGUCGAAGGCGUUCUCAAGAGCUUUGAAGACCCUGUCCUGAGCAAGUGGAUCAUCAUCGCUCUUGCAGUGAGUUUGGUUCUGAACGGCUACCUGUUCAACGCUGCACGUUGGAGCAUUAAGGAACCUGACCACAGCGAGUCCACUACUGGUGCUAUCAAGGCCGCCCCUCUGCCUGCUCUUCCAGAGUAUGACCCGAAUAUGAACAUUGAUGCCUCGGGUAAUGAAAAUGGACACGCCGUGAACACUGCAGUCCAGAAGCGCUCUAAGGAAGAGUGUGAACUUUUGCUUGCUGAGAAGAGAACUUCUGAGUUGAACGACGAGGAACUCACCGAAUUGGCUUUGCGCAACAAGAUCCCUGGAUACGCUCUUGAAAAGACCCUCGGCGACAAGACUCGCGCCGUCAAGAUCCGUCGCUCCCUUAUCUCUCGCACUCCUGCCACCAAACACGUCACUGGCGCUCUUGAACGCUCCAAGCUUCCUUACCUGAGCUACGAUUACGAUCGUGUCUUUGGAGCUUGCUGUGAAAACGUUGUUGGUUACAUGCCCCUUCCUCUUGGCGUUGCUGGUCCCAUCGACAUUGACGGACGUAGCUACUACCUCCCCAUGGCUACAACUGAGGGUGUACUUGUCGCAAGUACCAGCAGAGGUGCCAAGGCUAUCAAUGCCGGAGGUGGUGCUGUGACUGUUCUCACUGGCGACGGUAUGACUCGUGGACCUUGUGUCGGUUUCGAGACUCUUGCUCGUGCUGCCGAAGCCAAGGUUUGGUUAGACUCAGAGGCUGGUGAAAAGACCAUGAAGGACGCGUUCAACUCGACUUCCAGAUUCGCCAGACUGCAACAUCUCAAGGCCGCCCUUGCAGGCACCUACCUCUACAUUCGCUUCAAGACAACUACCGGUGACGCCAUGGGCAUGAACAUGAUUUCCAAGGGUGUUGAGCAAGCGCUCAGCGUCAUGAAGGAGAGCGGUUUCGAAGACAUGGCCAUCAUUUCUGUGUCAGGCAACUACUGCACAGACAAGAAGCCUGCGGCUAUCAACUGGAUUGAUGGACGUGGUAAGAGUGUUGUUGCCGAGGCCAUCAUCCCUGGUGAUGUCGUCCGUUCCGUUCUCAAGAGCGACGUCGACGCUCUCGUCGAGCUCAACAUUUCCAAGAACCUGAUCGGUAGUGCUAUGGCAGGCAGUAUUGGUGGCUUCAACGCACACGCUGCCAACAUUGUCACCGCCAUUUUCCUCGCCACUGGCCAGGAUCCUGCUCAGAACGUCGAGAGCAGCAACUGUAUCACUGUAAUGAAGAACCUUCGUGGUAACCUCCAAAUCUCAGUUUCUAUGCCUUGUAUUGAAGUCGGUACAAUUGGAGGUGGUACUGUUCUAGAGCCGCAGGCGGCUAUGCUCGACCUUCUCGGUGUCCGUGGUGCCCAUCCUACAAGCCCUGGCAACAACGCCCGUCAGCUCGCGCGUAUCGUGGCCGCUGGUGUCCUUGCUGGCGAGCUAUCUCUCUGCGCAGCACUUGCCGCCGGUCACCUUGUCAAGGCCCACAUGUCGCACAACCGUUCUGCCGCACCUUCAGCCGCACCCAGCAGAGUCCAGAGCCCCAGCCCUUCACAAGGCAAGCCGUUGCCUCAAGGGUUGACCAUGACCGGCAUGGCAUCCAAGAGAUGAUGAUUUGAUCUGACAAUCCUUCUUCCAAGCCAUUUGGCAACAUCUUAUGGGGACCUUCAUUUUCAUCAUCCUCUAACCCCCUUUCAGAUUUAUUGUUUUGAGCCCUUUUUUGUUGAACCAAGAUACACCCUUACGCUUCGGUCACGCCCACAUGAGAGUUGAGGAGUAGAGAAUAAAGAGUCAUGUUAUUUACCAUGACCAGGAAUUAGGAAAGAAAGCAUGCGCAUAGCAAAAGAUGGCGUUUAUACAUGAUUGUUUGGGU